Molecule: messenger RNA, 1914 nt
Organism: Patiria miniata (bat star)
Lineage: Eukaryota; Metazoa; Echinodermata; Asteroidea; Valvatida; Asterinidae
Product: 5-methyltetrahydropteroyltriglutamate--homocysteine methyltransferase-like
Exons: 10
Coding region: 263-1321 (352 amino acids)
Molecular function (GO): 5-methyltetrahydropteroyltriglutamate-homocysteine S-methyltransferase activity; zinc ion binding
Source: RefSeq, a predicted model, not a curated record
CACAAUACCAUCGAGAUUGUACGGUGGUGGAAGCGUACCCGACCAUAUGCUAUCGGUGGUACACAAUGUCUGCUAUAUUGAUCUCUAUCAUAAUGUCAGUAUAACAUGGAUAAUAGAUCAGCGGCUAGGUACCCACAUUGACCUGUGACAUCAGUUUACACUCGACAGUCAUUUUGAGGGGGUGUGCAUAAUAGCACAUGCAUGUGCUUCAGUGUGAGUAGACGGAAACAAACGUUGCCCACGAUCCGCCAUAUUGUCCAUCAUGCCGCUGAAAACCACUGUAAUCGGUAGUUAUCCGAAACCAGACUACCUUGCUGUACCCAGCUGGUUUGAGACCAACGAUCACACUGACAUGUUGUCUAGACAUGGAAAGUUCCUCAGUGAAAAGAAAGCGACACCGGAGUUCUCCGACCAGUUCGAGAGAGCAGUGAAGGAGGUUCUUAGUGAACAGGCCGAGCUUGGUAUUGAUGUCGUCACAGAUGGCGAGCUGGACAGGGAGAGUUACGUCUGGUAUUUGUGCCGAAACAUGAAGGGAUUCAGUUUCGAGAAUUUAGAAGUGUGUACCUAUCGCGAUGGUGCCUGUACCAGUGUGCUUCCACAAGUCGUCGGACAAAUAGGUGCAGGACGUGCAUGCGAUGCGAUCAUAAAGCAAUGGACCUUUGCCCAGGCGAAUUCGUCUAUGCCAGUGAAGGCGACUAUACCUGGACCGCUUACAAUCAUGGACUCGACAAAAAACAAGUUCUACUCAGACGAAAAACAGCUCAGCCGCGACCUCGUCGUUGUCAUUAACAAGAUUUUCACUGGCCUUGUCGAAGCUGGAUGCAGACAUAUUCAACUUGACGAACCCUUGUUCGUGCGUGAGGUUGAGAGGUGUCUUGACUUUGGGAUCGAUCACGCCUCCCGAUGCAUCGAAGGCUUAGGGAACGAGGUUACCAAGACGAUCCAUCUAUGUUGUGGCUAUCCUAACUAUCUAGACCAAACAGAUUACCACAAAGCUGAUCCGCAAGGGUACUUUCACAUCGCAGACAAAAUCGACCAGGCGGGGUUUGAUGAAAUUUCUAUCGAAGACACUCACCGAAGAAACGACCUUUCCCUAUUGGCCCACUUCAAAAGGUCAAAGGUCAUUCUGGGCUCCGUCACGAUCGCAAGCAGCAAAGUGGAACCGGUCACCGAGAUACGGGACAGGCUGAAGAGCGCCCUCAACUACAUCCCGAGCGAUCGACUUGGGGUGGCGCCAGACUGCGGGUUGGGAUUCUUGCCUCGAGAAAUCAUGAGACAGAAGCUGAAGAACAUGGCUGAAGCCGCCAAAUCACUGCCAUAAAAUAUCCAAUUCAUAUUUUUGCAUACCUCAUUGACCGUUUAGGGCGUCUUUUUAUGGAAUGCAAACACUAAAAUAAAUGUAAAGGUUACGGUUGUAAAAUGUAUUCAUAUAAAUGUUAUUUGCUGGUCACCCAUAUACAAUGUGCAUCUUUGUACAAACAAAGCUCUACCUCAGAAAAAACUCAGAUGAAUUUGUUUAACGUAUACAUACCAAAUUUAUUUCUUAAAUCAAAAAAAGGAUUUUUAUCGUGCAGCUGACCGAAAUCGAGAGUGCUUUUUAAAAAAUUCCCUUGGUGAAAGUUUUUUUUUACUCAAAUUGUAUCUCCAGCCCUGAUCCAGCCAUUUUCUCUCGAAAGAUUUUGUCGAAGGUCUCACUUUGUGCGACGGUGAACUUUGUCUUCCAGUCGCCAACGAUUCCUAAGGAUGCAGGAAAAGGAAGAGGAAAUUAACACAAUUCUUGACGUUAUUCAAUUUCAAGAUUCUAGAAACAAAUAAUUGUAGUAUGCACACGUGACAUUCAUUAUAAUUGUAAUGAUUUUUGUGGUCAUUUUAAUGUGAAACAAAAUCCUAUAUAUUAAAAGAUCCUACGCUAUA